Molecule: messenger RNA, 1497 nt
Organism: Histoplasma capsulatum G186AR
Lineage: Eukaryota; Fungi; Ascomycota; Eurotiomycetes; Onygenales; Ajellomycetaceae
Product: CAIB/BAIF family enzyme
Exons: 5
Coding region: 33-1205 (390 amino acids)
Molecular function (GO): catalytic activity
Source: RefSeq, a predicted model, not a curated record
GGGUUGAAGUGUACGCUCUCUCUCCUUUCAUGAUGAAGUCGUAUCUGACAUUGAGAAGCAUCGCGAGGAGAUACAACCGUUUGCUAUCAAGGAACCAUGCUCUGACAACACCGGCUAAAUGGCGGAGUUUCGUAACUGCCGCUACGACAACUGCUCAGAGCAUUGAUAAUCUCCCACUUGCGGGCAUUCGCGUUUUAGAUAUGUCACGAGUUCUUGCGGGACCAUAUUGUACGCAAAUACUUGGGGAUUUAGGUGCGGAAGUCAUCAAGAUCGAGCACCCAACCCGCGGCGAUGACACCAGGGCAUGGGGACCCCCUUUCGCCAAAUAUAAAGUAGACGGCAAAGAGGGACCAGGAGAAAGCGCAUAUUAUCUAUCGGUAAACCGCAACAAGAAAUCUCUGGGGCUGUCUUUCGCCCAUCCUUCCGGUGUCGAAAUCCUCCAUAAGCUCGUGAAGGAGUGUGACAUUCUGGUGGAGAACUACAUUCCCGGAUCACUAAAGAAAUACAAAAUGGACUACGAUACCGUGAAAGUUAUCAACCCAAAGUUGAUUUACGCAAGUAUUACGGGGUAUGGGCAGACUGGACCUUAUAGCCAACGGGCAGGGUACGAUGUCAUGGUUGAGGCUGAGAUGGGCUUGAUGCACAUUACUGGUUCUCGAGAUGGACCUCCAGUGAAAGUUGGUGUCGCUGUCACGGAUCUAACCACGGGACUUUACACGUCCAAUGCAAUCAUGGCGGCAUUGCUGGCACGAGCGAAAACUGGGAAGGGCCAACAUAUCGACGCGUGUUUGAGUGACUGCCAGGUGGCUACGCUAUCGAAUCUGGCAAGUUCUGCACUGAUUAGCGGCGAAAAGGAUUCGGGGCGAUGGGGAACUGCUCAUCCUUCCAUCGUACCUUAUCGUGCAUAUGAAACGAAAGACGGCGAUAUACUUCUUGGUGGCGGAAACGACAAACUCUUCGGGCUACUGUGUGACGGAUUAGGCCAACCGGAAUGGAAAGUAGACGAGCGUUUCGUCAGUAAUAACCUUCGAGUAAAGAAUAGAGAGGUCUUGGAUAAGAUGAUCGAAAACAAGACAAAACAGAAGACUACUCAGGAGUGGCUCGAGAUAUUCGAAGGCAGCGGCAUGCCAUAUUCCGCUAUCAAUGACAUCCAGGGGACCCUGAACAACCCACAUGGUAAGUUUGCAGGUUUAUCUUUACCUUAACCAUUAUAUGGCCUCCGAGAAUUAAUUGCUGACAUGAAUAACCAGUGCUGGCCCGAGGGAUGGUUGUGGAGAUAGAGCAUCCGAGCUGCGGACCUAUAAAGUUGGUCAACACUCCUGUUAAGUUUUCCGAUGCUAAGCCAGGUAUAAGAACAUCACCACCAAUGCUGGGUCAGCAUAGCGACGAGGUCCUUCGAGAUCUUGUGGGUCUUGGAGAGGACAAGAUUGCGCAAUUGAAAGAACAGAAAAUCGUUGCAUAGACACAUAUAUAUAUAUAUUAUCUUUCAGCGGGCGC